AUGUCUUAUAAUAACCUGGGCCUUGUCCACUGCCAGCUGAGUGACCUAAAGCAGGCAAAAGACUGUCACGAGCGAGUCCUGGAUGUUCGGCUGAAAAAGCUCGGACCUGAGCAUGUUGAUGUCGCAACGUCUUAUAUUUACCUAGGCCUUGUCCACAAGCAGCUCGGUGACCUAAAGCAAGCAAAAGACUGUCACGAGCGAGCCCUGGAUGUUUGGCUGAAAAAGCUCGGACCUGAGCAUGUUGAUGUCGCAACGUCUUAUAAUAACCUGGGCAUUGUCCACGAGCACCUAGGUGACCUAAAGCAGGCAAAAGACUAUCACAAGCGAGCGCUGGAUGUUGGGCUGAAAAAGCUCGGACCUGAGCAUGUUGAUGUCGCAAAUUCUUAUACUAACCUGGACCUUUUCCACGAGCAGCUGGGUGACUUAAAGCAGGCAAAUGACUGUCACGAGCGAGCCCUGGAUGUUUUGCUGAAAAAGUUCGGACCUGAGCAUGUUGAUUUUGCAAUGUCUUACAAUAACCUGGUCCUUGUCCACCGGCAGCUGGGUGACCUAAAGCAGGCAAAAGACUUUUACAAGCGAGCGCUGGAUGUUCGGCUGAAAAAGCUCGGACCUGAGCAUGUUGAUGUCGCAAUGUCUUACAAGAACCUGGGCCUGCUGGGUGACCUAAAGCAGGGAUGA
Messenger RNA from Stylophora pistillata, 678 nucleotides. RefSeq names its product kinesin light chain-like. NCBI's taxonomy places the organism in Eukaryota, Metazoa, Cnidaria, Anthozoa, Scleractinia, Pocilloporidae. The record is from RefSeq and is a predicted model, not a curated record.